This is a messenger RNA of Sebastes umbrosus (honeycomb rockfish), 2042 nucleotides long. It is a transcript of the gene pthlha, whose product is annotated as parathyroid hormone-like hormone a. Gene Ontology annotation, biological process: adenylate cyclase-activating G protein-coupled receptor signaling pathway; regulation of chondrocyte differentiation; bone mineralization. The coding region runs from base 697 to 1335 and encodes 212 amino acids. NCBI's taxonomy places the organism in Eukaryota, Metazoa, Chordata, Actinopteri, Perciformes, Sebastidae. The transcript has 4 exons. Gene Ontology annotation, cellular component: extracellular region. Gene Ontology annotation, molecular function: hormone activity; peptide hormone receptor binding. The record is from RefSeq and is a predicted model, not a curated record.
GUGAUUAUUUUGUUAUCUUUAUUUUAUUUCGUUUUUAACUUUAUUGUCGCCUUUGUUUUAUUUGUUGUUUUUUCUUCUGCAAAAGUCAUUUUUUUAUUGCUCUUGUCGUCUUAUCAUCUAAACGUGAAUUAAUAUUCUUGACACUGAAAUAUUACACACCAGACUCAUCUAAUGGACAGUAUUUUUGGCACUACCCGACCUCCAUACCUCCAGCUGUUGACUCACAGAGUGCUGCUCGAGUGCCACCUUCCUGCCGUUUCUUCUUCUUCUCUGACAGUAAAAGUGGGCAGAGUUGUGAUGGAGGGCGUCCCUCCUCCUGGUUAAUAAGUCCUCCCCUUCCAUUCGCCUCUGACCUCCUGAGGCACUCAGGCAGCAUGCAGCAAAUGUUCCCAUCAGACCGACCUGCAGCAGCAGCAGCAGCAGCAGCCUCAGCUCGCCACACCGCACGCUGCCUCGCCAUCACUCUAACUAACGCUCACCUUUAACCCGACCACACCUGGAGGACUGCUGCAGCUGGACUUCUUCUUCUUUUACACCUUCAGGAGUUUAUAAACUGAGGAACUGUGGAUGUGUUUUGGCUCGUAGGGAUUUUUUACACCUGGAUUGUUCUUUAUUUGAGGACUGGAAAGUUUGAGAAACUUUUAUCUGUUUUUUUUUUUUUUCCCGUGUGGGUGAGACACUUCUGUGGGAAAGAAGAUGUUCUGCUCCAGGCGAGUCCUGCAACAGUGGUGCUUCGCUGUGUUCCUGCUCUGCUCUCCGGUGCCUCACUAUGGACGCCCCAUCGAUGCCCUCAGCAACCGAAUAAAGCGGUCUGUGACUCACGCCCAGCUGAUGCACGACAAAGGCCGGACGCUGCAGGACUUUAAGCGUCGCAUGUGGCUGCAGGAGCUUUUGGACGAAGUCCACACGGCGGAGAUCCGCGACCUCCCGGCCCGGACCACCGCGGGAGGAGGAGGCGGGAGCAGCAGCGGCGCCGGCGUCGUCGUCGGGCUGCCGGGGGUCGGCCUGGGCAUCAACCUGAGCACCACCGGCAGCACGCUGCACUCCAAACCGCCCGGAGGAACCAAGAACCUCCCCAUCAGCUUCAGGCUGGAAGAGGAGGAGGGGGGCACCAACCUGCCGCAGGAGACCAACAAGUCUCAGACGUACAAGGACGGCGCGCUGAAAGCACCCGGCGGCAAGAAGAAGAAGAAGGGCAGGUCCGGGAAGAGGAGGGAAGGGGAGAAGAGGAAGAGGAGGGCGCGUUCGUUGGGCUGGAGGCUGGAGGACGAACCGGGGAGCGGACUCCACCUGGAGUGGAGGUCGCUGCUCGGCCUGCAAAGGGCGCUGCUUUAAAACGCUGUCAGUCUCUGACACAGAAAGCUACGGAGGGUCGGAGUGAACUCCUAAACGCUCACCUUGCAGGCUUCUGUAACCGUGAUUGUUUGGAAAGAAAUUGGAAAAUAUUUAUUGUCUGUAAAUAUUCUAAAUAUAGCAGAAUAGAUAGCAGAAUAUGAUAAAAAACAAAAAACUUAUUUGAUGCUCUGUGAGGCAACAGAUUUCAAUCUUUGUGAAUCCUUGCUUUUUUUUUCUUUUUUUUAUUCCAAAAUGUCAGAUUUGUUUUGCGGUAAUUUAUUUCGUCUGAAUGGUGUAUUUAUUUUGUAAAUGUAUCGAGGUGCUGCUGACCUUCUAUAUUUUUGUACCAUAAUGCACUUUAGAUAUAUAAAUAUAAAUAUAUAUACCAUUAAUUUAGUUUGUUGUUUUUGGUGGUCGAUUGAAAUGAAGAAGAAAACGACGGUCUGAUUCUCUGACCUCUCGCUCCGUUAACGUCCAGUUCUUCGGUUUCUCUGCUGCUGGUUUUUAAUCGGAUGUUUCCGGCUGAUUGUUGUCGUCUCUCUCUUGCUGUGUUGGAUCCUCCUGAUGUUUCCUCCACCUCCCGCUCUGCUUCUCAACACCAUCCUUCAUACUUGUACAUACAAACCAAACACGGCUCCAUAUUGUUGUUUUUGCCACUUGCACUGAGAUAAAGACCCUGUACUGAACGGAUUAAACCAUUGACAGUA